UGUUUGCUCUGCAGCUCUGGGGGUAGAGAAGAGGAUGUGAAAAAUCUAGGCUGGCCGUGGGGAAGGGAAGCGAAGGGGUGAUCACAGAGGACUAGAAGGCUGCCCUUUGGAUUCUCAAAGGGGGGAUACAGGGAGAGAUUUCCCCACCUCAUCUGUGGGCAGAACUGGCUCGUCAAGGUAAAGAAAAGUGUUGCCUUCCAGCCCAAAGGCACACAGGCACCAGCCCCCAUGUGUCUGGGAUGAAGGAGUGGCUGUUCGAAGAUGAGGCUUAGCUGGGAUGCCACGGGCCCCAUCCUUAUGCGAUGCGGAGCAAAGCACACCGCUGUGGAGAGUCCAUCCCUCUGACACUUCAGCAGCCCAUCCUUUCUCCGAGACGUUCACACGGGAUUUCCCCAUUUUAGCCGCACAAGCACCCUGCGAGGACGCUUGCCCUGACUUGGCAUGGAUCCUUCCAAAGACCGCUGGGUAUCAUCCGCGCCGAUUUCUCCACCUGUCACUUGAAGGGCUCUCCUGGAAGCUCUCUUCCUUUGGCUCUGUGCGUGUGUUGGCAGUGAAGAUGUGAAGGGGGAUGGAAGAGACCCUGCUUGCCACCCUGUGGUUGAUUCUUGGCUUCGUGAUCCUGGGACAGGCCGACGCCUUGCCUUGCCACGUCACUAGCAACCAUACAGCCUUUUGCCGUGGUCAGAAUCUGGACCAUGUCCCUCCAGACCUCCCUCGCUCUUUGGAGCGUUUGGACCUCUCUUACAACAAGAUCCAGCAGAUCGGGGAUUUCUCAGCCUUCCCCCAGCUGAGAGACCUCGACUUGAGUUUUAACAACAUCUUGAGUAUUGCUGACGAUGCCUUUGCUUCCAAUGUCCUUCUAGAGAAGCUGAAUCUCUUUAACAACUCGCUGGAGGAGAUCCCCUCGCAGGCCGUGAGGCCGCUGAAACGGCUGAAGAUGUUGUCCAUGUCCAACAACCUUUAUAACUACUCCACCUUGGAUGGGGUCUUCAGGACCUUGAAGAACCUUGAAGAGCUCUCCAUGGGAGGACCUGCCAUUGAGACUGUGGGAAGUCGGGACUUCUUGCCUCUGAAAGAGAUUCCCUUGAAGAAAUUUGCCCUCAAAACAUCCACCAGUUUGAGGAUGUACCAAAAAGGGGCCUUCUCGAACCUCAACACCACUGCCCUGUGGUGUGACAUCUCGCUGGACAAAAACCCAGCGGCAUUGCCUGUGAUGCUCCAGGAUUUGCGGGGGAAGCCGAUGCAGUGUCUCCGUUUCCGUAACCUCUUCCAGUUUACAUACUACAUGGAUUCCGAGGACCCUUUCUCCGGCUUGGCCGAGGUAGAAGCUGAACAGCUGGUCUUCUUCAGGGGAAAGUUCAAUGAGAACUUGCUACGCAUGGCUCUGCUGAACAUCGAGAAGUCUUCUAUUCAGGACCUUGCCUUAAUCGCCAUUGAUUUUGCGCGGUCUCUUGAGUGGGAGCCGCCAACAGCGGGCUAUGCCAACCUGACCCUCCGCCACUUAGUGCUGCAGGACAUUAGCAACCCGGACAUCCUCCGCUUUGACUGGACCUUCACGUGGUUCACUGGUGUGACUUACCUCAGCAUCCUCAAUGUCAACUUUAACUUUGUACCCUGUGAUGCCUGGGGUGAAAUGAGUAACGUGGUGGUCCUGAACACUUCCCACAACCGUUUGCAAAAUAGCUACAUCUACAACGAACGCUGCCAGUACCAGGACAUCAUGCCCAACUUGGAAGUUUUUAAUCUUUCCUACAAUGAACUGACCAGCCUCAAGAAAGUGGCCACGUUGACUUCCAGCUGGCCCCGAUUCUCCUAUUUAGAUCUGAGCCAUAACCAAAUUGGGGUCGUGAACGAGCUGCCAUGUGCUUGGAGUCCAAGCCUCAUUUGGCUGGCUUUACCUUACAAUAUGGUGACCAUGGAUAUCUUUCGGUGUCUUCCAACCACCUUGCGUUUCCUGGACUUGUCCUACUCUCAACUGGAGCGGCUCGAUACGAGCUACUUUGAGGCUGCUGUUGACUUACAAGAGCUGUUUCUGAGUGGAAACAAGAUCAAGUUCAUUCCCAUCGCGUGGAGGAGCCCGAAUCUCCGUAUCUUGGAAGUGGACGGAAACUCUUUUGGUGCCAUCAGCAAAGGUUCCUUUGUCAAUAUGCCACAUCUUGCCCAACUGAAGGCAGGGAACAACCCUUACCAUUGUGUCUGUGACCUCUAUGGCUUCCUUCAGGAGACCUUUAGGAAGGGUAAGUUGAGCCUACAAGAUUGGCCCAGUAGCUGGACCUGUUAUCACCCAGAAUCUUUGCUGGACACUGAUGUGGCCGCUUACACCCCACGGGUGUUUGAGUGUGAUGUGACCAUUGUGGUGGCCAUUGCCGUCUCCAUCACUGCCACAGUGGUUAUUAUCUGCAUGGUCUUGUGUUGGCGGUUUGAUGUUCCCUGGUAUCUCAAGGCCACCUUCCACAUUGUUCGUUCAAAGUACCGGGCCCGCCACUCUUCGCCAUCCCAACACUUUGCCUACGAUGCCUUCAUCUCCUACAGCAGCUCAGAUGCCGAGUGGGUGAGACGAGAGCUUCUUCAACGUCUCGAGGUCGCCUCCCCAGCAUAUCGCGUGUGCAUUCACGAGCGUGACUUCACUCCGGGUCGGUGGAUUAUCGACAACAUCAUCGACAACAUCGAGAACAGCCGCAAGAUCAUCUUUGUGCUCUCGCACAGUUUCGUCGACAGCGAGUGGUGCAAUUACGAGCUCUACUUUGCCCACCAGCGGGCUGUGGGGAUGGGCUUUGAGGACGUGGUCCUGGUGGUGAAGGAAGCCAUUGACCCAGAGGCCUUGCCCAAUAAGUUCUGCAAGCUCCGGAAGAUGUUGAGUAAAAAGACCUACUUGGAGUGGCCCGCGGAAUCUAGCCGUCAGGCCUUCUUCUGGGUCCAGCUGAAAUCUGUGUUGGGGAAGGCUGAGACGUUCGAGACAGACCCAGCCAUUGACUUUCUAACUGAGACCGAACAGACAUCGGAGGAAUUGACUGAUGGUCCUCUGGAGAUGGGCGAAAUAGCUGAAGGAAACACCACAGUGGCCACUCCAGUGGCUCCAUAGGAAGAAGUCUUAUCCCAAGUCAGACCAUUGGUCCAUUUUUAGCUCUGUAGGUCUACACCGGGGGUUCCCAAGCUUGGGUCCCUAGAUAUGGUUAACCUACACUUCCCAUCAUUCCUAGCUACAAUGGCCUUUGGAAGUAGAAAUCCUUUCUAUCCCCACUGUGUGGAGGACUGUUGUUAUGCUGAUGGGAAAAGCCUAUACAGCUUUCUAUAGACACACAGACUGCCGUUCUGCUGGGAGCACUCUGUGUAUGCUCAGAGGCACCCUUGCCUCCAUUGCCUUGCAUUCAAAGCCUUACCCUCUUUACAGAGGGGAAAAGGUGUGUGUGUGGGUAUUUAUUUAUUUAUUUGUUCUAUUUAUAUGCCGCCUGGUAUAUGCCUCUCUAGGUAGUGUACGCCAUUUAAACACAACCAAUAUAAAAUGGAAUAAACACAAAAACCAGUUUCACAGAAUAAAAAGUUGAAACAAUCUCAUGGAAUAAACACCAUUAAGCGGUUUAAAAUUAAUUCCAUUCAAAAGCCUGAGAAAACCGAUGUGUCUAGAAAUAUGUGUACAUUGUGGGGAAGUUUGCUUAUGUUGAGGCGCCCUCCUUUUCCUUUAUUUGUUCUUCACAUUUUUCAGGGCUGAAUAUCCUGAACUGAAAAGGGGCUGUGAUCUCCUUCAAACCAAGCAUUUCCAGAUCUCUGCUUCCUCCUGUUCUGUGCAUUGAUCUGUGUUCUUCCUUCAUACCCAAGUGAUUCUCUGGCUGGGUCAGGUUCCACAUGGACAGGUUUCCUAUCUUUCCAGCACACCCUAGUAGAGAACAGGGAAACUUGCUUCCGGAUGAAAAUGUAUGGCAUAUAUUGCUGACAAAUGUUUUUGAAUAAAAGUGUAUUUUUAA
Molecule: messenger RNA, 3962 nt
Organism: Hemicordylus capensis (graceful crag lizard)
Lineage: Eukaryota; Metazoa; Chordata; Lepidosauria; Squamata; Cordylidae
Product: toll-like receptor 2
Exons: 5
Coding region: 569-3082 (837 amino acids)
Biological process (GO): toll-like receptor signaling pathway; inflammatory response; immune response
Cellular component (GO): membrane
Molecular function (GO): transmembrane signaling receptor activity; protein binding
Source: RefSeq, a predicted model, not a curated record